AUGAGUGUCAAGACUCAGACUAUCCCUCUCUUGUCGGUCAGAAGGAACAGUGAAGUGAAAGCUAUCAAGAAGAGACAGGGCAACGAUGCGGCGGAUAGGUUCCCAGAGAGCUGUUCACGGUGUCUAGAGACAUCAAAGAUAUGUCGGAUCGAUCCUCUGUUCAAGAGGACACGUCGACGAGGGACAACGGAUUCAGCCACUCGAACCGAGACCACACGCAAUGGUCAAGUCGCCGAUUCACUCCCACCCAAUAUGCUCCCGGACGAAGAUGAGGAUGGUUCAGUCAACAUCGGUCUAUGCGAAGUUCUUUUAAAUCGAUUUACAGUUGGCAACAUGACCUUUACGGCUCGUCAAGUGAACUUUUUCUUCGAGCUAUUCUUUGAGCGCUAUCAUCCUUUUUGCCCAAUACUCCUUCAAGUCCGAGACCCCGUACAAACAUACAUCAACGAAAAGUUUCUGUUCUGGGCCAUUAUUCACGUGGCCGCGCAGAAUGUCAUGUUCGAUCCAGCCGCCGAGAUGAUGAUGUCCAAACAGGAUUUGGCGGAGUUGAUGCAAGCCGUAAAGGAUAUGGCGGCGACGUUGAGCGUGUACUCCGGUCGAUCUCUAGGAACAGUACAGGGUUUAUUACUCCUAUCCGAAUGGUGCUUUCCCUCUACGAGACAGAAAGAUGAUAGGGGAUGGCAUUUUGCAAAUCUGGCAGUACAAACUGGAAUGUAUAUGGGUCUUCACCGACCCUACCAUUCCUUCGAAUAUUCUUCCCGUAGACCAGGACAAGCCUUGGCCGAAUCGAUACAGGGUCGUGAAAAAACUCUGGCGUGGAUCUCUUGUCAUACGUUGUCCAUUCUUAUGGCAAACGACAUAGGAGUUCCUGCUAUGAUACGUGAAGAUUGGGUCACGGUACAAGCUGCUGCCGUCAUGGGCAAGACAAAACCCGAUUGGUUGGUCGAUGUGCCGGAUACGGUCCUCCAGGCUUUGUGUAUAGCUCGACAUGUUGACAAAGCCGCCGACCUUCUUGGAAACUCAUGCACCACACCCACCGGUCAGCUCGAAGGUCCCGCCGCUCAGAUUGUAUGGGCAGCAUUGGAUCGUGAAUGGGCAGAUUUUGAAUUGAGCGUCGGAUCACUUCCUCCUCAUUUGGACUUUUGCAUGCACAUGACACGGGUUCGACUAUCCUGCUACGGUCUUCAAAUAGGAACCUCUGGGGCUUAUAGGAGUAACAUCGCCUCUCAACUAUACGCUUCAAGUAUCCGUGCUCUGGAAAUUGUGGGGAAUCAAGAUCAAGGCAAGAUGUUCUAUUGGCCCAGAAGCGCAUCAAGUGGUAUCAAACCAGCAGCCUUGGUUCUUCUUCACCUAAUCGCUUCUGAAGACGGUCGAGAUUUAGAGAUCGGUCCCGCUUUAGCAGCGGUGACGAAGGCAUAUCGAGCUCUGAUCACUUUGAGUGUGCAUGGGAAUGACAAGCAUUCUCGAUCAUCCAAAUUAGUCGCAUUCACCUCCAAAGACGCACAAGCGAGAAGGAGAGAAGGUAGGUUAUACGGUUCGAAACAUCCGGACAAUUUCGCGGAAAUCCGAUCACGUAUGGGUCUGGCAAACUACUAUCACGAUUGUCUAGCAACUGCCAAGCGAGCCAGAGGACGACAUGGACCAGAAUAUCAGAACGAUCCGGAUGGUCCGUCGAUUUAUAAUCCCCCUCCUGGCACAGCCGCAAACGAUCUGAUUGGUCAACCGACCGAGAUGUUGUUGGAUGAAUCUCCACCUUUCUGGCUUCAUGGAGACGACGGGAUGGACGGCAACAAUUUUGAUGAUUUUAUCUCGCAGUGGGCUCAAAUGGGACCGUCAUCUAUGGGACUGUUUCCGAUGUUGCAGUGA
This is a messenger RNA of Tremella mesenterica DSM 1558, 1866 nucleotides long. RefSeq lists its product as uncharacterized. The transcript is spliced from 10 exons. The record is from RefSeq and is a predicted model, not a curated record. Bases 1 to 1866 code for a protein of 621 amino acids. Gene Ontology annotation, biological process: regulation of DNA-templated transcription; DNA-templated transcription. Gene Ontology annotation, molecular function: DNA-binding transcription factor activity, RNA polymerase II-specific; zinc ion binding; transcription cis-regulatory region binding. Gene Ontology annotation, cellular component: nucleus. NCBI's taxonomy places the organism in Eukaryota, Fungi, Basidiomycota, Tremellomycetes, Tremellales, Tremellaceae.